CACCCGUCGCCAUGGUAACGGGGUCCUUCCUCCAGCCCGGCGCACAAGAUGGCGGCGCCCUUGCUGAGCGCGGCCCUGCGCGGGGCCCGGGGCGGGCGGAGCUUCGGAACCACCGCCGUGCUCUGGAAGAGGGCAGCCCCCCUGGGGCCGAUGCCCAACGAGGACAUCGACGUCAGUAACUUGGAUGCCCUGGAGAAAUACCGGAGCUUCACCCGGUACUUCCGGCUGGCGGAGAAGGAGAGCAGGAAGUCCCGGUGGUGGAAGACGUACCAUCAGCACACCAACCCCCCCAAAGAGCCACAGACAGACAUCAGCCUGCCACGUAAGAGGGUGUCACGGGCCAAGGAGAUCAGGGAGAGGAAGGCGAUCCUGAGGGGGAACCGCCAGAACGCUGAGAUGGAAAGAGCAGCGCGGCUCCAGACGGUGCUCAUUCCCCUCGAUGAGGUGAGGGCAGAGUGGGAGAGGACCAGCGGCCCGUUCCACAAGCAGCGCGUGGCCGAGCACUGCGGGGUGUUCAGGGACCUGUUCAAGGGGGCCACCUUCACCCCAUGGGUGGCCCUGAGGGUGCACUACAGCCAAGAGGACGAGCACCUCGUGCCAGUCUACUAUGGGAACAUGGUGACUCCGUCAGAGGCUUCCAGUCCCCCUGCAGUGUCAUACAAGGCAGAUAAAGGCUCCCUCUGGACUUUGUUGCUCACAAAUCCAGAUGGACAUCUAAGGGACACAGACUCGGAGUACCUGCACUGGCUGGUAACCAACAUCCCAGGCAAUGACAUCAAGUCAGGAAAGGAGAUCUGCCACUACCUGCCCCCCUUCCCUGCCAUGGGGACUGGCUACCAUCGCUUCAUCUUCCUUCUCUUCAAGCAAGACCAUCCCAUCGACUUCUGCGAGGACACUCGGCCGACGCCGUGCUACAGCCUCAAGAUGAGAACCUUCAGCACGUUUGACUUCUACAGAAAGCACGAGGAUGCCAUGACCCCGGCAGGGCUGGCCUUCUUCCAGUGUCGGUGGGACAGCUCUGUCACUUCCAUCUUCCAUCAGCUGCUCAACAUGAGGGAGCCGAUAUUCGAGUUCGUGCGCCCGCCCGUGUACCACCCUCGCCAGCUGAAGUUCCCACGCCAGCAGCCCCUGAGGUACCUGGACAGGUACCGGGACACGGACGAGCCCACCUAUGGCAUUUACUAGGAGCUGGCCCCCUCCCAGCGCCCUGUGCCCGCUGGGAUGCUGCCUCCCAGCUUUCGUGCACUCCCUCAGCGCCUCUGGAGGGAGGUGACAAAGUCUCAGCCCCUCAGCUCCCAGAUCCCCUGGGAAAGGCAGCCAAGGGCAGCAGGUGCUCACAGUGCUGGAGCUGCAUGGUCAAGAGGCUGCUUAACGAGGACAUUCAAAGUGAAUCCAGGCUGAAAUCUUGCUCCUGAUUCUGCAGCAGAGCUGAUCAGUGGCUGGCAGGGUAGAUUCCCCCCCGAGAUGCCCUGCCUUGCUUCUCUGCACGGAUCACAGUUCUCCUUUUGCCUGUUUAGGGAACAAACAGAGCCAGGCCAGCCUGGAUUUCCUCCUCUUAACAGCGCUGCAGUUCAGGGCUGUGUCAGCCUUUAUUUGUGCAGUCCCCUUGGAGAGAUGAGCCUGAUUAAACACACUCUGAGAA
Messenger RNA from Pseudopipra pipra, 1642 nucleotides. RefSeq names its product mitochondrial ribosomal protein L38 (gene MRPL38). The transcript has 9 exons. NCBI's taxonomy places the organism in Eukaryota, Metazoa, Chordata, Aves, Passeriformes, Pipridae. Bases 49 to 1185 code for a protein of 378 amino acids. Gene Ontology annotation, cellular component: mitochondrial large ribosomal subunit. The record is from RefSeq and is a predicted model, not a curated record.